Messenger RNA from Aspergillus lentulus, 1353 nucleotides. RefSeq names its product ankyrin repeat domain-containing protein. NCBI's taxonomy places the organism in Eukaryota, Fungi, Ascomycota, Eurotiomycetes, Eurotiales, Aspergillaceae. Gene Ontology annotation, molecular function: protein binding. The record is from RefSeq and is a predicted model, not a curated record.
AUGUCUUCUCCUCCGGUAGGCUUACCAACGGAAAUUCUGCAAAAAAUUGGCAAAACCAUCAGAUCGCUCCGGACUCUCCGUGCAUUAGCCUGCGCAAACCGUCGGUUCAAUGCCAUAUUUGACCCAAUUCUCUGUUAUGCUGACGCCAGAAGUCCCCAUAGCGCCGCCAUCGCGUGGGCCGCAGAGCAUGGAGCCAUGGAGAUCCUACAGAAAGCCCUGGGUUACGGUGCACAAAUAGCCACUACAUCAACCUCUGCUGGAGAAAUAUCCACCAAUGGAAUGCGGAUAAGUUAUGGGUUAUGCACACCAUACCAUUUUUACAACUGCCCUCCGCCACAUCCACUGUGUCUUGCUAUCCAACACUCACAUGUGGUUAUAGCAGAAGUUUUGAUUGGGAGAGGAUGUAACGUCAAUAUGAGAAACCCGGAGGGCCUUACCCUUUUGUGUCUUGCCGUGAUUCAUGGCGAUCUGAAUCUUGUGCGAACUCUGCUUAGCCGAGGCGCUCGUCAAGAUAGGAGGCACGUCGCGGUCAUAAAUAGCCCCAUCCAGAUCGCAGCGUUCCAAGGCGCAAAGGAUGUCGUGGAUCUUUUACUCCACUAUGGUCCUGAUCCGACCCGGCCAAAUACAUCGCAGUUACAAGAUGCUAUUCAGUGUGCACUAGUUGAAGGACACGGAGAUAUUCUUCCACUCCUUCUGGCCACUGGGGUUAGCCUCAACUAUGUAUUCCGGGGUUGCCGAGUUGUUUAUACACCCCUGGUUUGGGCAGUAGAUAACGGAGAUAUUCAACUUCUUCAAUUACUGCUGGCGGGAGGCAAGGCAAACCCGAAUUUUUGGUCUAGGGAUAGGGAGGCUAUACCCUUGCUGAAAGCCGUCCUGGGGCAAUAUCAGGAAAUGGUCCAGAUCCUUGUGGGCCCCACAUCACGAUUACAGAGAACGCGCGCCCUUGCGCUCAGCAUGGAUUACUCUGAUGGGCGAAUCGCUCAAAUCCUGCUAACGAACGGUGCACUGCCGGAUUUUGAAGAAGGCGACCAUUCCACGCUAAAACAGAUCUUUGGCGAUAUUCCUGAUGCUAUAGAUGACAUACUGAUGCCACCUUUAAUUCGGGCAGUCCUUCGUGGACAUACAAAUCUAGCCAAAUUGCUGGUUGCGCGUGGAGCCAAUAUCAAUGUUGAGUACCGAGGGUGGAUUAAAGAGCUUCCGACAUGGGUUAUUGGGGGUCCACUUGCAUUGGCUGAGCAGUUAGGAGAUCAGGAGACGGCAAAUUUCCUGCGGGAUCAAGGGGCAAAACGAGACGUUGGCACAUGGUUGUAUGCGCAGUUCGAGGGUUUGACGUACAGCAGGCUAUCUCAAUGA